Molecule: messenger RNA, 10807 nt
Organism: Cinara cedri
Lineage: Eukaryota; Metazoa; Arthropoda; Insecta; Hemiptera; Aphididae
Source: the annotation of a GenBank genome assembly
AGCGAAUUGAUUAAAAAUUACAAUACAAUACGAGCAGCGUACCGGCUACGAUCACUGAUAACGAUCUGUUUGGAUGAGUCGCUUUGAACUUGCGUGUAAUAAUAUUACUCGAAAGAUUAAUCGUGUUGCUCGUCAUUGUUUUUAGCUGUCACCUUUUUACCAAAUUUUCGCAAGAGAUCGAGCAGCCAUUUGUAAUGAUUUCUGUGAGAUUUGUCCAGCCACCAUCAUCUCGUUUACGGAAGUGAACGCUUCUAUUGUCAGUCAAUUAGGUACUGUGUCCCUGCGGAACAACCAUGGUCGUGACUCUAACGGCAUUACUAUCCGUUGGCCUAGUUUCGUGUGUAGCCGUGCCGGGUGUGUUUGCGGUCGGUUCGCUGUUGACUGAACCGUCUUGCGUCGACGAUUUGAAAUUGAGAUGCGCUGACGCGCGCACCGCAGCCUUGUCUGAACUCGACAUACUGGAAUGCAUACAAUUCUACGAAGUAAUUCAACAACUCUUCAACAUAGCGCAUAAAAUAUAUACACUAGUUUCAUAAUUAAUACAUACCUAGCUUUUUCUAUAAUGUACUUAACAGUAAACAACAAUAUCCCUAUACAAAUUCUAUUGCUAUUUAAUAUUUUAUAUUCAACUAGUAUUACCUAGUUAAAAUGUUUCCACCUGAUUUUCAAUAGUUUUAAAUAUAUGCAUUGGUACAAAUAGUACGAUAAUUAGUUAGGCAAAGCAAAAUUUUAAAUGUUUAAUUAAAUUGUAUACUUGAUACAACUAUGGUCUAUAUGUCUAUAAUAGGUACAAAUUUAAUAAGCAUUAUUUUAAUUUUAUUAUUUGUUUAUUUAGGUAAUUUUCCAUACUUAAUUUAUACUUUAUUUAUCUAUCUAUUCAUUGUAUUUAUUUACAAAAUUAAUUACUAGAGGAAAUUGUUAAUAACUGAUUGAAAUUUUUUCAGGAUUCUGAGUUUUCAAAUGACUGUCCAAAAGCUAUAUGGACUCAUUUGAAAAAGUUUAUGACAAAAGAAAAUUUACGAACUGUACUCAAGUCAAAAUGUAUGCAUGAAAUUGAAAAAGUCAAUUGUGAAAGAGACAAAAAUUGGUUUGGUUGCAUAAUCGAUAAAAAACAGAGCAUUAUAAAAAAUGAAGACUGUCUUCAUUUGAUAUUACGAAUAGAAAAUAUAGCAUUUUCUGACUUUAGAUUAAUCACUAAUUUUUCAAAUGUAUGUCAAGAUGAUAUUAAAAAAUAUCAUUGUUUCAAUGGUCCAGUCACAGAUGUUAGUAUGAUGUAAUUACGUUAUUUCUUAGGUCAUUCAGUAUAAUAUUUUAUUUGCAGACAUUAAAUCGAGGAAAAGUAUUAGAAUGUCUUCAAUCUAACAUUGACAAACUUUCUCCAAAACAGUGUUUACCACUUGUUUAUAAAUUGUCUGAGUGGCAAGCAGAUAACAUAAAAUUUGAUUAUUCUCUUCAUAUGGCUUGUUUAAAAGACAAAGAAAAACUAUGCGCUGACAUUCCAACUGGAAGUGGUCAUGUUUAUAACUGUCUUUCCAGACAUAUUGGUAGUGGACAAAUGUCACAAUUGGUAAUUUAGCGUGUUGAUUUAUAAAUAUUUUAAAAUACUUAUCUAUUUUAAACGGGUUUUUUAGUGCCAAAACCAGCUGUGGAGGAGAGAAAAAUUAGUUACUGGCAAUAUUAGAGUCAGUAAAGGAUUAACUAGAGCAUGCAGAGAUGAUAUUCGUAAAUACCACUGUAGAAGAUUAGUGUCUGAUGAUAAGGAUGUACGCUUGGCACAACUUUUACUGUGUCUAGAAAAUAAUAUACAUAAUGGUAUAGUUAUUAACAGUCAAAUUGUUAAAUCAUAAUAUUAAAACUACUAUUCUUUUUUUUUUUUUUCAGGGAGUGAAGUGACUCCAGAUUGUCAAUUUGAAUUGAUGGAACAUCGAAAGUUGUUACUCCAAAAUUACCAGCUAUCACCAGAAGUUGUUUCAAUGUGUUCUAAUGAUAUAGAAAAUUACUGUCAAAAUAAUGAAAUUGGUAGACGUACAAUUCAUUGUUUAAUGGAUCAUUCAAAACCAUCACGUCAGAAAAAUCGAAUUGGAAAGUCUUGUCAAAAAGCUGUGUGUAACCAUUUAUAUAUAUUUAUAUAUAUGUAUAUAUAUUUUGUUUUUUUAAUGAAAAAUAUAUUAAUGACAUUUAGUUACAAAAACUUAUGCGUAUCACAAACAUUGGUGAAGACUGGAGAGUAGAUCCCGUUCUUCAAGAAAUGUGUCAGUCUGAAGUUGAUAUGUAUUGUUCUGAUAAUAGACCUCCUGGCUAUAACAGGUUACAAUUAUUUAUAUUACAAAUCACUAAUAAUCACUAUUUACCAUUCAGUGUAUAUCACAUUUUAAAUAUACUUUAGAGUAAUGUCUUGCUUACUGGAAAAAUUAUUUGUGGGAUCUAUACAAGAUGAUUGUAAAAAUGCAUUAAUGCCAGUUCAAUAUUUUAUCAAUCGUGAUUUCACAUUAGAUCCCGCAUUAUAUCAAGCAUGUUAUUCAGAUGCAUCUAGAAUCUGUAAAGCCAAGGAUUGGAUAAAAGAAUCCAAAGGGAACUUAAUUUUACCAUGUCUUGCUCAGUAUUACCGACCCUUCACAUCAUCAAGCACUGGAGCAAAAUAUAAAGUAAAUAUAUAACUUUUUGUCUACAAGAUAUGUAUUAUAGUAAUGAUGUGCUGUAAUUGUAUUCAUAAUUAUGAUAUUUUUUUAUAGUUAAAACCAAAAUGUAAAGAUCAAGUACGAAAAGUGAUGAUACAAAGAGCCAUCAGUGUAGAUCUCAAUCCAGAGAUAGCCGAAUCCUGCAUUAGGGACCUACCAAAUUUUUGUCACAAAAAAACUGGCAUCGGAGAGGAAAUGCUCUGCCUACAAGACAAUUUUAACAAGUAAGUGAUCAUUAUUCAUAAAUAUGUUUUAAAUAAUAUAAAUAAAAAAAUACUAUUUCAGUAAAAAAAUGACAAAAGAAUGCAAAGAAUCCAUUAGUAGAUGGACAGAAAAACAAGCUGAAGAUAUUCAGUUAAACCCUGUCAUUAGAAUACACUGUAAACAAUUUAUUCAAAAAUUUUGUUCGGUAAAGUUAGGAAAUAUUGUUAUAAACUAUUUAAUUUUUGAUUCAUUAUUAUUUGUGUGUUUCAUAUUUAGGCGGAACUUAUAUCUAAAGAUGAUAUUGGUAAAAAUGAUGUAAUGGACUGUUUGAUAAAAAAUAAAAAUGAUCCAGAAAUGAAAACGGAAUUAAAAUGUCGUGCUGCUGUAGAACAUUUUCAGUUAAUAUCUAUGAAUGAUUAUCGGUUCACAUUAUCAUUUAAAGAAGCUUGUCGCUCAACAGUAAUGAGAUACUGUCCCAGGUCUCGCACUAAACCAGAGGUAUGCACAAUCAUGGUACUUGAAGUUUUAAAUUUAUAUUUUAACAUUUUUGUAUAUACCUGAAUAAUUAUUUUCAUCAGGUUGUUGCCUGUUUAAGUGAAGUAGUCCGUAAUGAUACUAUUUCUGAUUCAAAACAUAAAGUAACAAAACCCUGUCGACAACAGCUCCGAGCACAAUUGUUACAACAACGAGAAUUUCUUGAAUUGGAUCCUGUUUUAAAAAAUGCAUGUCAAGGCGAUAUUUCAAAACAUUGUUCUGGCAUGGAAUCUGGUUCAGCACAGGUGAAAGUAUUAACUAUUUUUAAAAUAUGUAUACAAUUUUUCUCGUUAAUUCAUUAUUUUUUUUCUUUAUUUAGGUUUUAGUGUGUCUUGAAAUGAACAAAAGUUUGUUAUCAGAUCAAUGUCAUCGUGUAAUAUUUUUGAUUCAAAGACAAGAUUUGACUGAUAGUUCAUCAGACUAUGUAUUAUUGACAAAAUGUCAUAGAAUGAUACAACUUUAUUGCAAAGAAGAAAAUACGUCUAGAGCUUUGAGCUGUUUAAAGGUAUUAUUCAGAUGAUUUUUUUAUUAUGAACCAGCAAUUUUCUUUGAGGAUUUUAAGUAAAUUUGAUUUCUGUUCUUUUAACCAUUAUGGAAUCAGUUAACCUAUAUUUUAAAACAAUUUUUAAUUUUUUAACCCUGCUUCUUAUACCUUAAAUAAGUGUAUACUUUUUUUUUUCAAAUAGGAACCCUCCCCCCUUUAUUUGAACACAGAUUCGAAUAGAAAAUAUUUUUCUAGACAUUUUGAUAUGCAUAACACUAAUAUCAGAUUUACAAUUUAAAAUUUAAACUGGAGGAGUAAAGAAUAAAUUGUAUGAUUGUUCUCUACCCUACUUCUUCAGUCCAAACUUUAGACAAUUAUAAUUCUUAAAUGGCAAAUCUGAUAUAAGUGUUAUGCAUAUCAAAAUUUCUAUAAAAAUAUUCUCUACUCUAAUCUGUGUUCAAAAAGAUGGUUCUUAUUUGAAAAACCAGAGUAUAUAUUUAUUUAAGAUACAUGGAGUUGGAUUAAAAAAUUAAAAAUGGUUUUAAAAUAAAACUUGACCAAUUCCAUUAUGAUAAAAAAAACAAAUCAAAUUCACUUAAAAUCUUCCCAGAAAAUUGCUGAUUCACAAUAAAAAAAAUCACUUUUUAAUCACAAAUUAAUGUAUUCAAUAUUUUCAACAAAACCAUAUAUUUUUUUUUUAUAUAUAUAUAACAAAUAAUUAACAUGUAAUGUAAUACAGAAAUUCAAACAUGAUUUGGCAUUUGAAAAACCUUGUCAAUCACUUGUAAUUCAACGUAUGAUAGAACAAAGUGACGACUAUAGAUUAGACCCAGCCCUACAUCAUAGUUGUCAAGCAGACAUAAAUUUAUAUUGUAGUCAAAUAUUGGCCAAAUUACGUCCAGAGUCUGAGUAUAAUGGAAAAGUGCUACAAUGUUUAAAAGUUUGUAAUAAUUUAUUUAAUUUAUUGAGUGAUUAAUUAAAUAUAAAAAUUUAAUUUUAAGGAAAAGUUUCGUCAAAGAAAAUUAAAACCGGAAUGUGAAAAACAGGUGUCUCUUACUCUGCGCGAAGCUGCAUUAAAUUAUAAAUUAAAUCCAUUAUUACGUAGUCUCUGUACAACUGAGGUACUGUUCAAUUUUAUUUUAUUUGAUAUUAAAAAUUAAAUUUUGUAAAAAACAGUCAUCAUAAAAUUAAAACUUUUGUACAAUAAUUUUUUUUUUUUAAAUAAAUAGAUUAAAGAACUCUGUCGAAAAGAAGAAAACAGUGAGGGCAAUGGUGCUAUAGAGAGUUCUGGACAAGUAGAAGAAUGCUUAAAACAAGCAUUGAGUCAUGGAUUAAUUGAAAGUCGAGCUUGUCGUCUAGAAGUGGCGGGAUUGAUUGAAGAGUCCAAAGCUGAUAUAAAUGUAGAUCCCAUGUUACAACGAGCUUGUCUCCUAGAUAUAACAAAGUAUUGUGACACCGUACCUCAGGGUGCUGGUAGACGUAAGUCUUUUAUAAUGAAAUAAGUUUUAUGAAGAAUACUUUCUCUAUAAUAUUGUAAUCCAAUAAGCUGUGCAACAUUAUUUUAUUGAUCAAUGAUCAUUGCAACAUAAAAAUAAAGAGCUGAUAUUUGAGAUGGCAGUGCACAGCCAUUAUUGUAGGUAGAAAUUUGGGAAGAUGGGAUACAUAAAUUUAUUUUAUUUAUAUGUGUACACAAAAAAAAACUAUUGCUAACAAAAAAACAAUUCAGAGCAAAGUUUAAUAUUUGACAUAUUUUAAAAUGCCAUAUUUUUUACAAUUUUUGUUAAAAUUUGAUUUUAAAAUGCUUAUGAAAAAAAACUAAUGCAUUAAACUCAAAUUUGUUUUUUAUACUAUAAGUACAACUUAAAAUAUACCUUGUAUUAAAUUUUCAAUCAUUUCUCUUAAGGUAUAUUAUUUUGAUAAAAGAUACCUACCAAAUAAAAAUACAUAUAAACAGCCUAAAAACAGUUUAAAUGUUUUAAAAAUGUUACCAUGUCUACAAAAGACCAUUGUAAGAAUCAUUAUAAAGAUCUUGUAAUGAUCAUUAUAAGAAUUUUGUGAAAACUACGGGUCUCUAUGGUAAUUUUUAACUAAAAUACAAUAAAAAGUUUGAAUUCUUACACUUUGCCAUAUUUCCUAGGUAUUUUUUCCUGGUUUUCAGAAUUAUAAGGAAAACUAUGGACAAUCAAAUAAAGAUAAUUUUACUAAAAGACUAAACAAAAUUGUCUUUCAGAAAAUAUGCUGUUUUUGAAAUUUGGACCAAGACUUUUGGUAGAAAAAUAUAAUCUUGCACAUUUAAAUAAUGAAAUUGUUACGCCCUAAUUAAAACAAUUUUAUUUUUAUUUUUCCUAAUUAAAUUUAAAACUAUUUUAGAUAUCAAGAAAUUACUUUUGUUUUUUAGUGACUGUAUAUUGUUAAAAAUAUCAAAAUCUAUCUCUUGGUAUUUAUUGAUUUAACCAAUAUUUCUGAUAGAAAAUAUAGUUUGCAAAAUUUAAAAACCAUGAAACCAGUAAAGCCACAAUGUGCCCUAAAUAUUUGGUGGUUUACCUAUAAUUUUCUUUCAGGUUUUUCUUAAUUAUUUUUACAAAUCAAAAAAUUAACUUUCUACCAACUAGAGACAAUUUUCUUUCAAAAAAGGUAUUACACUCUAUAUCCCAGCAAGAUUUCUGGUAGUAAAGUGGGUUAUAAACAAAAAAAAUACACAUCAAAAUAAAACCAAUAGAUCCUUGCUAAGCCAUAAAUUUAAAAAUGAGUGCUGGAAAUCUUUUAGUACUAUGAUUUUUUUUUGGAUGGACAACUUUUCUACCAGCAAUUUUUCUAAAACGAAAUUUCACUGAGGAAGUACUUUAGAGAGGCAGUGAUGGAAAUUAUUCAUUUUUCUCACUUAUACUCCGGCCCAUGAGAGACCCAGUACACGCAUGCAGAAUGACUGAUGAAUAGGGGUACUCGAAUAGCAGUACUCAUCUCUCAUGAGUAUAGUCACUUUUUUAUUUUAGUCACUUAAAGUCACUUUUUAAGUAUUCUCGAAUAAUUUUAUAAAAAAUAAUUAUUAUAUUGAUAUUUAUUACAAGAUCAUAUAUUAUUAUAAUUUGCUAUGUGAUGAAAAAGAAAUUUAAAGUUUUAUAUAAGUUUAACCUAAUACUACCAAAGAUUAGCAUAUUUUUAAACAAUUGUUUUAGGUAUAUUUAAAGUUGUUAUUUAUUUUUAAAUUAUCACUAAAUUCAUUAAUAAAGCCUGGUUGUUAACCUAUCAUACCAAUCCUAACCUAUUAUAAUAUUAUAAUUAUUACCUAUAACUACUACUGAUGUUAAAUAAUUGUAUUAUUUUUUAAUGUUAGUCACUUUUUAAUCAUUUAAUUGUAAAUUUUAGUCAUUUUUCUCACUUAUUUUCAAACCAUUGACCACUUCCAUCCCAGUAGAGAGGUUGUUUUUUCUAAAACUUCAGAAAACUAUGAAUAUCGGUACUGCAUUAAACAAAUAUUAUUAAAGAAAAUAUAUAAAGCCUAUUUAAUUAUUUUAAUAUAAUAUGAUAUAUAUAAAUAUAUUGUUUACAAAGCCGGACUAUCAACAGAAUCAUUUUUCUGUAAACAAUGGUUUAUCAUUGCUUACAGGUGUACAUUAAAUUAUCUAUAAUAGUAGCUACACCUAUCCCCAUAAUCCUAGGAUGUAUUUUUAAUUAUUGUAUGAAAUAUAAAAUCUUUUAAAAUCUACAAAGGGACAUAGAAUAAAAAAAGUUGUAAAAUACUGCAAAUACCCUACUAAGCAUUAUGUUUAGGUGUAUACAAAAAUAUAUACAAUUCAAUUUGAUAACUUUAUUUUAAUAUAUGCCACACAGAUGAUGAUAGAUCGGUAACAGAGCUUUUCAGACAAAAUAUAUUUUUAUAAAUCAUUUUUAAAACCAAUUUUAGACUAAAUAUAAUAUUGUAUUAAUCAUAUUAUUCUAAAUGUCACUAAUCUAACAUUUUCAUGCAAUUUACAAUUAUUAUGACUUUCCCCCACUUUUUUAUGAGAAUAAUAGAAAACCAUUUAAAAUUCAGGGAAAAUUAUGGUUGGUGUAAAUUAUAUUGCAAUGGAAAUUAAAAUGUCAUUAUUAAUUGAAUUUUAAUAUAAUUCAAUGCUUUUGCAUUAGUUAAUUAAAAUUGCUGUAUGCCUGUUCUUGCAUGGUGGUCGAAAUGCUGUGCCAACAGUCUCAUAGUGGUGGUCAAAAAUUACCAGCCAUCAAAUAUAUCUACAGUAUUACCUAUCUGUAUAUUAUAAAAUCAAUUGCUAUACUAAAUAAUAUGUAUAAUGCCCUCAAUCAAGCAGAGAAUGUAGUAAUAUACCAGUUUAUGGAAAGCCUAUUAAAAUAUUUAUCCAAAUACCUAAGAGUACUCAUGAAAAUAAUAUUAAUGUAUUAUGUAUACUAUUUUUAAUUUAAUAUGUUACACUCAUUAAUUUUAUAACAGAUUUACAAUGUCUGCAAGCUGUAGUCGAAUCACAAACUAAAACACUACAUUCCAAGUGUCAUGAAAUGCUUGUACAAAGAAUGGAAAUGUUUAAAAAUGCAAAAGCAUUGGUAAGAAUAUUUUUAUUAAAUAUUAUAUACUAUUCAUAUACACUUCAUAGAGGUGUAUAUAUGAUAUAUGUUUGGCAACCCCCACCCCCCACCUCCCAAGCAUCUACUGGUAAAAAGUCCAGAUUGCUGAUUUCAGUUGGCAUAUGGUAUUGUUCCUGUAGGUUGAAGGUUUAGUUUAUAGUAGACAAUAGCUUUCUCUUGUGAAAGAGUAUUAGAAUACUCUCAUGGUACCUUUACCUAUUUUUUAUUUUAGUACUCAAUCCAUAGAUUAUUGUACAAUAAAUGAUCUCUCCAUGAUUCUUUUGCCUAUGUCUUAUCCUUUGGUUUACUCUCCAAGUUUUUCAUGGAUUAAACCACUAUCAGAAUCAAUAUGGUAGCCCUCUAACAGGGACACUUUUCUAUACAUUCCAUGUAUAGAGUUAAGUGGUUUAAAUUAAUGUUAAUAUCACUGAUUGAAAAUGUGUAUUCAUGUUGUGAUUUAAUUUAUUUUGCACUUAUUAUAUUAGGUUUUAUAUUUGGAUAUUAGUUGCAAAAAAAAAUCGCAUGUGGAGGUCCGUUAAGUUAAGAUAACCUAACCUGCACCCCCCCCCCAAAAAAAAAAAUUUUGCCCAGCUUAUUGCAUAUAGACACCAUUGUAAUAACUCCUUUAUAUUAGCUGGUUUUACUAUAGAGUCAAUUAAUUAACUCUGACUUCUUGAUUUGUGUAUAUUACCUAUAAAAUAUUUUUUUUUCUUUAAUAUCUAUGCCAAUAUUUUCCAUAAUGCUAAAUAGUAUUUUCCAAUUGACAUUGUUAAAAACUUUUUCUAAAUCUACGAACACCAUAAAGGUUUUCUUUAUCUUUCUAUUAGUUUUUCUAAUAUUAUUGUUAAGUUUAUUAUUGCUUUCUUGCUAAAAUAAAGAGCAAAAUAUAUAUAUAUAUAUAUAUAUUUAAGACAAUACAUGGUAACAAAAUAUACAGUCAGUAAGCCACUGAUGUAGGUGAGAAGGUACGAUACAUAGGGGAAUUUAAUGUAUAUCUGUACGAUUAAUCAUUGCCAAUGCUGAUGUUAAUGGGGAUGUUAUGGUGUAUGUUACUGUUAAAUAUGAUUUGAAAAGCAGUAAUAUUUACAAUUUUCCACUAAAUUUGAUACUAAAAUUCUUAUAAAAAAAAUUCUACAUCACACUCAAUUUUUUUUUUCACCAUGAAGAUUUGUAAUGAAUAUCCUGUUAAAUAUUCAAGUAUUUCUGUUUGGUUUAAUAAUUUUAUCUGCUGAUUUCAUACUUGUAAUUACCUAAAAAACUCACAAAAUUAAAAUGUCGAAAUAACUCAAAAAUGGCUGAAAUGUUUUCAAAAUUUUACCACUUUUAGAAAAGGCGAACCUAAGUUUUCUGUCUAAAUUUAAAAAUUUUACAAAUAUUUUUUUUUAACAAAUUGUAAGAAAAACAAAAUUAAAAUAAUACAUUUUGUUAAUUUUUCCCUUUUCCCAAUUAUUUUGAAAACCACUUAGAAAAUCAAAAAUAUGACCUUUCAGGAAAAUUUCCUUUCAGAAAAAGUGCUGCACUUGUAAAUCGGGGCAAGAUUUCUGGUAGUUUGUGUACACAUUAUGAGAAAAAAAUCAAUAUAUUCCUUACUCCACUUAGAAUCUAUAAGGUCUCUCCUAAAGUGCACAAAAUGUAAUCUGGUCACAUAAAUCAUUAAUACUUGUUGUAAUUGUUAUAGAUUUAUCCUGAGAGCCUACAACAGUUAUAUGGACAAGUUACUAAAUCCCCUAACAAAAAAUAUUUAAUUGUCCUUUUAUUCACUUUCAUGGGAUUAAUAUUCAUAAUAGGUUUGUUUUGUGGUCGUGUCAGUGGAAGAAGUGCGAUUUAUAAAAAAAAAUAAAGGUAUGUUAUCAUUAAAUGUAAACACUACAAGUAAUGCCUAUCAAAUAAAUGAUACGUGUUUAAUUUAACAUUAACCAAACUAUUUUGUAAAUGUUUUUUUUUUAUUAUAUAUAUAUAUAUAUGUGUAAUUUUUAUUUUAUAUUUUGCAUCACAUUAUUACUGUUAACUAUUAUAUUAUUAAUGAUUUAAUAUAGUUGAUAAUACUUGAUACAAUUUAUGAAAAUAUUGCAAUUUUGAAAAAUUAUAUAAACAUAAUUUUAUGCUUGACAUAAUUAACUUACUGUUUUAUAAACUCAAAGAACAAUUUACUGAUUACUAAUAUAUUUAUAUAUUGUGCUUUUUAAGAUAGAACUAUAUUAUAUCAUCACUGAAUUAUACCUACAUUUAAGUUGUACAAAUACAUUAUAAUAUUGUAUAUAUAUAUAUAUAUAUAUAUAUGUGUAUAGAUAUAUUUUGUUUAAAAUAUAUGUAGUAAGACUUAUAGGUUUUAAUU